AAUUUGAGGUUCAUUUAAGCUGAAUUUCAUUUGGGAGAGCUUCCUUCUUUUAAACAAGAGGGCGGGUACCUCAGCCAUUGAGAGAAUCUGUUUAUCUGUUUAAGACAGGGAAAACGACACACACAGAAUUCUUUUCCUUUCAGUUCAAAGAAGGCAAUAGAAAAUGGCGGAAAGUGAGGAUAUUCAGCCUCUUGUCUGUGACAAUGGAACUGGAAUGGUCAAGGCUGGUUUUGCUGGAGAUGAUGCUCCGAGAGCUGUAUUCCCUAGUAUUGUUGGCCGCCCUCGUCACACCGGUGUGAUGGUUGGUAUGGGCCAGAAGGAUGCAUAUGUAGGAGAUGAGGCUCAAUCGAAGAGAGGUAUUUUGACUCUGAAGUACCCAAUUGAGCAUGGUAUUGUGAGCAAUUGGGAUGACAUGGAGAAGAUCUGGCAUCACACUUUCUACAAUGAGCUUCGUGUUGCCCCAGAGGAGCAUCCAGUUCUCCUUACAGAAGCACCUCUCAAUCCCAAGGCCAAUCGUGAGAAAAUGACUCAAAUUAUGUUUGAGACAUUCAACACUCCAGCUAUGUAUGUAGCUAUCCAGGCCGUCCUUUCUCUCUAUGCAAGUGGUCGUACAACUGGUAUUGUUCUUGAUUCUGGUGAUGGUGUGAGUCACACAGUUCCCAUCUAUGAGGGUUAUGCCCUUCCACACGCCAUCCUGCGUUUGGAUCUUGCAGGCCGUGAUCUCACAGAUGCCCUGAUGAAAAUUUUGACUGAACGUGGUUACUCUUUCACAACUACAGCCGAGCGAGAAAUAGUGAGGGACAUGAAGGAGAAACUGGCCUAUAUUGCUCUUGACUAUGAGCAGGAGCUGGAGACAGCAAAGACCAGUUCAUCUGUCGAGAAGAGCUAUGAGCUGCCCGAUGGCCAGGUGAUUACCAUUGGUGCUGAACGAUUCCGGUGCCCUGAAGUUCUCUUCCAGCCAUCCAUGAUCGGGAUGGAAGCUGCUGGUAUUCAUGAAACCACAUACAACUCUAUCAUGAAGUGUGAUGUGGAUAUCAGGAAGGACCUCUAUGGCAAUAUCGUCCUCAGUGGUGGUUCCACCAUGUUCCCUGGCAUUGCUGAUCGAAUGAGCAAGGAGAUUACAGCUUUGGCUCCAAGCAGCAUGAAGAUUAAAGUUGUUGCUCCCCCAGAAAGGAAGUACAGUGUCUGGAUUGGAGGUUCCAUUUUGGCUUCCCUCAGUACCUUCCAACAGAUGUGGAUUGCAAAGGCAGAAUACGACGAGUCUGGACCGUCAAUCGUUCACAGGAAAUGCUUCUAAUCAUGAAGAUCAAGAGGUUGACGAAGAACUCACACUACACAUUUUGUAUUACAGAGAGGCUUCUAAUUAAGUGGCUGCAUAAUCUCCUUCUCUAUUUAUUUUCAAUUUUUCAUUCAUGUUUCUUUUUUUUGCUUUGAACCUUUCAUUCAUGUUUAUUUUUCUUUCGUCCUCUUUUACUAUGUUGGGAAAUUGAGCAAAUUGUUAUUAAGAUUAUUUGUUCCUUCAUUGAUAUGUAGAAAAGUUGUGUACUCUACUCAUUUGGUUUGGUCGAAUCGAAAAUUCUUUCUAUUA
Molecule: messenger RNA, 1588 nt
Organism: Humulus lupulus (European hop)
Lineage: Eukaryota; Viridiplantae; Streptophyta; Magnoliopsida; Rosales; Cannabaceae
Product: actin-like
Exons: 5
Coding region: 164-1297 (377 amino acids)
Cellular component (GO): cytoplasm
Source: RefSeq, a predicted model, not a curated record